AUGGCAGCGCAGAGUUCGAAGACUACUACUAAUUCAUUAAAAACUACGGUUACAACACCAACCAGUAAAACAACCACAACUAUUAGCACUGCUACUAGUAGUAGCACCACUGGUGUUACUCCGACAAUAACAGCAACGAUGACGACGAAAAGUAAUUCAAAAACUGAGACAGCAACAGUUGUUGUUCCUGGUACCCAGAAAUCUAGUGCAUCAGGAAUUCCUUCACUUGGUUCUUCAGAUGUUAUUACAUUACCAGCUUAUUUCCUUGAAGGAUAUUUGAUCAUUCUUUUGCUUACUUUCACGAUAAUGUACGAAUUAUGA
This is a messenger RNA of Ambispora gerdemannii, 321 nucleotides long. The record is from the annotation of a GenBank genome assembly. Lineage: Eukaryota; Fungi; Glomeromycota; Glomeromycetes; Archaeosporales; Ambisporaceae.